UUUUUCUACUGUGCACUUUUGUUUUACUUGUCCAUUUGUGCUAUAAUUCAUGUGUCAAGAAAAUAGUGGAGCCUCAUACAAAUUUUAUUGGUUUAGUCUCAUUCAAAAUAAAGAUUUUCCACUAACAUAACAUUUUUAUUAAGAAAAAGAGAAAGUAGUAAAAGGCUGGGUAGUUGAGACAAAAGGACCCGAACCGGUCCGUCUUCGAUCAGACCCGCAAUACACCAAAUCGGGUAAAUACAAACCCUAGCACCCAACAAGAACCCUAAUAUCGCCAUUGAAAGCAGCAAUUGGAGAGAGAGAGAAAGGAUGACACAAAAGGCAAAUCAAUUCAAAGGACAACAGAAGAAGAAAUCAGUACCAAGUCGACAUGGAAAAGCCCCUCAAAUUCGCAAAGGGAAGAGAGCUGUGAAACCCUCAAAGAAUACUAAGCAGAUGGACGUUGAUCGGGAGUUGACGAAGUUUAUUAAUCAAUGCAAUGAAGUGAAAGCAGCCACUUUUGCUACUAAGGAUGGUGGUCAAUUAUGUAUACUUAAAACACAGGAGGCUGAGUCCUCCGGUGGCGGUGCAAAGAAGUAGAUGGGCGACGAGCUAAGUUGUGCGGACUCUUCACUUUCGAUGCCGCAUCCGUGUCGGAUUCUCCAAAAAUACACUAGCUUUGGCGAAUCCAAUACGCACCCAUUGACAUUUUUGAAGAGUCCUAGCAACAUAGGCGCCGAGUGCCUUAGAGGGAUCAAUUGUACAAAGAAAGUUUUGAUGUCAGUCUGUUUGCCAAACCUUUCCAUUCCAGUUCUGAUUCUCUCUGUUUCCUUUUUCACUUUUAAUUUUUGUUUAUAAAUUUUGAAUCAAGUUCCAUUGUUUGUUAUUGUUUUCUGAUCAGAGUUCUCUGAUUACUGUGUACUUGUUUAAGGAGCUUUAUAUGAAAUGAGUAUAUUCUGCAACAA
This is a messenger RNA of Capsicum annuum, 944 nucleotides long. RefSeq lists its product as uncharacterized. Bases 310 to 579 code for a protein of 89 amino acids. The record is from RefSeq and is a predicted model, not a curated record. NCBI's taxonomy places the organism in Eukaryota, Viridiplantae, Streptophyta, Magnoliopsida, Solanales, Solanaceae. The transcript is spliced from 3 exons.